This is a messenger RNA of Grosmannia clavigera kw1407, 1077 nucleotides long. RefSeq names its product glycoside hydrolase, family 16. The transcript has 2 exons. Bases 1 to 1077 code for a protein of 358 amino acids. Gene Ontology annotation, molecular function: hydrolase activity, hydrolyzing O-glycosyl compounds. The record is from RefSeq and is a predicted model, not a curated record. Gene Ontology annotation, biological process: carbohydrate metabolic process. Lineage: Eukaryota; Fungi; Ascomycota; Sordariomycetes; Ophiostomatales; Ophiostomataceae.
AUGUUUACCCGCCUCGCUCUUGCCGAUUGCGACUGUGGAUAUUCGGCCGUGAUAGACGAUGACGAAUUUAUAUUUACCGAUCUGAUCGAGACUGAUUUCGCCCAUCUAUCAGACAUAUCUACAAAUACCGACUGGAUGCGACAGGCCUUUAAUGUUACCAAAGAGAGAAAUCGCGGUAGCUAUAGCGAGAUGUACAGCAUAGAAAACGUAUACACGGAUCCAAUCACAGACGGCAAGGUUGAGGAUGGCACAGACAGAAAUGGAAACCCAGCGGGGCUUGAUCUUGUCGUGAAGGCCGACCUCGAAAGCAACAUGGUUCCUGUUUCUGAGAUCGGCAGCAACCGAAUGGAUAUCUUAUUCGGCACAUUCCGUGCUGGCAUGAAGUUGACCAAUGUGCCGGGCACCUGUUCCGCCUUUUUUUGGUAUUUCAACGACACACAGGAGAUUGACAUGGAAUUCUUAUCCAAGGACUACAAUUCCAGUAACAGCAGCUAUCCCGUGAAUCUUGUGAUCCAGUCCCGCGAGGCUGCCGAGAUGGGAUACAAUGCUCAGAUUACACCUGGCUUCAUUAUAGCGUACCUUCCAUUUGACCCGACAGGCAACUUUCACGAAUACCGGUUUGAUUUUCUACCAGGGAGGGUGCUUUUCUAUGCAGACAAUCAAUUUCUGGGCCGGAUCGAUGGCGGGAAUGUGCCUACUCACUCCGGCCAUCUCUCGUUAGAGCAUUGGAGCAAUGGAAAUGCGCUUUGGUCUGGCGGUCCGCCCACUCAGAACGCCAUUACCACCGUGUCCUACGUAAAGGCAUACUUUAACUCGUCUGCGUUGCAGCGCCAGCAAGACUGGCAUGGCCGGUGCCGUGAUGCCACCGUGCCUGGUGCUAUAUGCAGUAUACCGGAGGUGACAGCAACAAAUAACACGCCGUCUGGAUGGUUUUUUUCCUCUCAGGACAACAUGACAAACAAUCAGACAGUGUCUGGUAUGAAUAGUGCCGGUACAACCCAAGCGCCCGGUGUCUUUGUGCUGUCGCUUUUAGCCACUGUUCUUGUUACUGCUGGCUGGGGCCUAGACAUUUGGUGA